Molecule: messenger RNA, 357 nt
Organism: Hibiscus syriacus
Lineage: Eukaryota; Viridiplantae; Streptophyta; Magnoliopsida; Malvales; Malvaceae
Exons: 1
Coding region: 1-357 (118 amino acids)
Source: RefSeq, a predicted model, not a curated record
AUGUUUGUUCUUGUAUAUGUUGAUGAUAUUGUUGUCACGGGUAGCGAUAGUGACUUAGCUGAGGAUGUUGUUCAGCUGGGUUCAGAAUUUUCUUUGAUAGAUCUUGGUGAGUUGAACUUCUUUCUCGGUCUUGAGAUUGAACGAUGUGAAAGUGCGUUGUUCUUAACACAACGCAAAUAUGUUAGGGAACUAUUAGAGAAGGCGGGUAUGGUUGAUGCCCGGUCAGCUCCUACUCCAAUGGUCUCUACACCUAAGCUUACUCAUGAUGCUGGAUGUCCGCUUGAUGAAAGAGCUUUAUACGAUCUCAUGCAGUUGGCAUAUACAUGCAUACGUGUAGGGAGUCCUACAUUUAUGUGA